This is a messenger RNA of Cladophialophora immunda, 1758 nucleotides long. RefSeq lists its product as uncharacterized. Lineage: Eukaryota; Fungi; Ascomycota; Eurotiomycetes; Chaetothyriales; Herpotrichiellaceae. The coding region runs from base 1 to 1758 and encodes 585 amino acids. Gene Ontology annotation, cellular component: transcription factor TFIIIC complex. Gene Ontology annotation, molecular function: histone acetyltransferase activity. The record is from RefSeq and is a predicted model, not a curated record. The transcript has a single exon. Gene Ontology annotation, biological process: transcription initiation at RNA polymerase III promoter.
AUGGAAACUCUCAAAGACAGUCUAGAGCCCGUCGCUCUCCCCUACUGGCCAACCUGCAAGAAUGCGCUGACUUGGUCGCCCGAGGAUUUGGCAGUCGCUGCAGGUGAGCUGGUGCAUAUCCUAACCCCUCGCGAUGCAUCGCGAUCACUGGGUGAUCCAGGCCACAGGCUCUGGCACACAUUUACUCUCCGCGUCAAUCAGUUCGAUCCGUCAGAAUGGCCGUAUCAAGACCUGGCCACUAUUACUCAUUUUUCCGUCGGGGAGGAACUGUCCGAGUCUACCGUCGUGUCGCUUUCCUGGUCUCCACCUGGAUUGGGAAUCUACCGAAGAAGCGUCCUUGCUAUUUUGACGUCAAAUCUCAUUCUCUCUCUUUGGGAGUCCAGCGGGAGACUUGGCGUCUGGCAGCGAACUGCGAUCGUUAAUCAGUAUCUACCGAUUCAGCCUAGUGGCGAUGAGACCGAUAAUUCCAGACUACAACGACGAGUGCGCGCCUUUCGCUGGCUUCCUCCCCUGUUGCCUUCUGAAGAAUCCGGGUGGGGGUGCCAGUUCCUGGCUGUGGCCGAUGAUGAUUUCACAGUCUCGUUCUUUCAACUGUGGAAGGCCAACGGUGCUGUGUAUGGACGUUGGUCAUACAAGCUCUGUGCACAGUACAAGAUCCCCGGUCUACGGCAAUUUGAUGCAAGUGCAAUGAAGAAGUUCGGUUUGCAAACAAUUCUAGCCCAAUCCUCACCAAUCUCGAGUUUGGAGACAAGCAAAUGGCGAUUCGAGGAUGGACCCAGCAGGCAUUCCGGGACAGCAGCUGUGGAUGUCAAGGUAAGCUUCGGCCAGUGCAGUGAGGCGAAAUAUCUGUCCCUACACGUGAAGUGGAUGGAUGGAAGCAACGACAAAACCCGACGUGAGAUGGCGUUUUCAGUUACACCUUUGAAGUCAGCAUCGAGCUUCUUGUCCUUGGAAAUGCCCACCCAGAGCCAAUUUGAUUCCGUAAUCCAGAAACCUCGUUCAGAUUUCGACCGCAACUUUGGGCUGGGGGGAAGACUUCGCGUCAAUUAUUGGGGCACUGCGUUCUCUCCUGACCAUACCAUUGCAGCGGCCUGCAUCACGCUACAUCCUUCAGACAUGAUUGAGUACGGCGCCCCUUCAAGCCAACGCACUACAGUGGUGUUCAUGCGCAUUCGCGAGCCGCCGAUGUCGGACUAUAUUCCAGACCAUCCAUCCGAGGUGCAGAAACGCAUUCUGGAGUUUGUGAGGGACUCGCCAUUAGGUUUGGUCAAAACAGACCUGGAUAAACAUAUUGUGCGGACGGCUGCUGCCCUGAUCAAACUGGAUUUCAAAACUUCCUCGUCUCUCACCCGCUGGGCAGAUGAUAUGCUGGAUCUACUUCCGACGAGUGCUUCCCGCCAGGAUUCCAGUGGCACUGAUCAGCGACAGGCUUCUAAUAACACGAAUCUCAUCGCAACCGCCGAGCCUGGAGGCGAAACAAGCGUUCUAGCCGACGAGGUUUGCGAUCUCUGCGGUGAUACCAUUCCGUUUUCAGCAGACCCAGGUCGAGCAAGAUGCAAUCGAGGCCAUCAAUUCAGCCGGUGCAGUCUUUCCUUCGUUGCUAUCCAAGAGCCGGGGAUUUCCAUGUAUUGUUCUAAAUGCGGUAGGCAAUUCCUCGAUCCUGGCAAGCUGGAAUGUGCGGAUGGUCCAAGCUUGAGUCAAGCGCUAUUUGACAACUUCGAUGUCUGCCCGUACUGCCAAGGCAAGUUCCGGGGCUGA